Molecule: messenger RNA, 716 nt
Organism: Fonticula alba
Lineage: Eukaryota; Rotosphaerida; Fonticulaceae
Exons: 2
Coding region: 138-557 (139 amino acids)
Source: RefSeq, a predicted model, not a curated record
CCCCCCCCCCACACACACACACAUCUCUUUCCCCUCCUUCCUCCGCGCCCGAUCAAAACUACCCUAGCCCUUCUCGCACACCAUGAACGCCCAGAUCUCCGCCGCCGCUCGCGCGAAGAUCAUGUACUCGGAGAAGUAUGCCGAUGACAAGUACGAGUAUCGUCACGUCAUCCUGCCCAAGGAGAUUGCGCACUUUGUGCGCGGCGACAAGCUGCUCAGUGAGUCCGAGUGGCGCGACCUCGGCGUCACUCAGUCCCACGGCUGGGAGCACUUCAUGUUCCACACCCCGGAGCCGCACAUCCUCCUCUUCAAGCGGGAAAAGGACUACAUCCAGCGCUAUGGCAACCGCCCGCGUGCCCAGGUCAUGGAGGAGGAGGCCGCUAAGAACGGUGGCUUCGCCCCCGGCGCCAACAAGUAAUUCCUCGGCCGGCUGUGCUCCCGCCCCGGUCCCCUCUCGCUCCCUCUCUCCCCCUCUCAUCGUCUCUCCUCCUGUUGCCCCACUCUCCGACCGAGGGGCGUGCAUCGUCUUUUACACGCUCCUUCCUGAUGCCGUGUGAGACUGCCCACUCGCACGCCCAUCCCCUUUCACAUUCCGUGGGGUCUUCCCCCUUCCCGCCCCGCCACCGCUCCCCGGCUCCCAUCUCGGUUUGUCCUCCCCCCUCCCUCCCCCUCUCCGCCUGGCCAAACUGGGCUGGGAACGGGGGCCUGCCGCGCCC